Gymnogyps californianus (California condor) is the source of this 7800-nucleotide messenger RNA. RefSeq names its product deleted in malignant brain tumors 1 (gene DMBT1). Gene Ontology annotation, cellular component: membrane. NCBI's taxonomy places the organism in Eukaryota, Metazoa, Chordata, Aves, Accipitriformes, Cathartidae. The transcript is spliced from 31 exons. The record is from RefSeq and is a predicted model, not a curated record.
AUGGUUACCACCAAGAACUUGCUGUGGUUAUUCCUCUUAAAUACAGCACUCCAGGAUGCCAUCUCAGGUGCCUCCACCACGACCACAGCCACUUUCACGACAUCCGUUACUGCAGGUGGGUCUGACUUUGUCAUGGUUUUUCUGGCCCCUACUUUUGGCGGUGCCUCCCUGAGCUUGGUGAACGGCAGGAACCGGUGCGAGGGGCACGUAGAGAUUUACCACAAAUGAGGGCUGGGAAACCGUGCCUACUUUGGACAAGGCACUGGCAAUAUCUACCUGGACGAUGUGCGCUGCACAGGGCGGGAGUCCUCCCUCUUCCAGUGCAGCCACCGUGGCUGGGGCGUCCACAACUGUGGCCACAGUGAAGAUGCCAGUGUUGUGUGCUCAGAGGGUUUUCCCAUGUUUUCCCUGCCUCCUCCUUUCCAAGGUGCCUCCCUGAGCUUGGUGAACGGCAGGAACCGGUGCGAGGGGCGCGUCGAGAUUUACCACAACGGGGGCCGGGGCACCGUCUGUGAUGACGACUGGGACCUGAACGAUGCCGAGGUCGUGUGCAGGCAGCUGGGAUGCGGCUUUGCUGUUUCUGCGCCAUCGAGUGCCUACUUUGGACAAGGCACUGGCAAUAUCUACCUGGACGACGUGCGCUGCACAGGGCGGGAGUCCUCCCUCUUCCAGUGCAGCCACCGUGGCUGGGGCGUCCACAACUGUGGCCACAGUGAAGAUGCCGGUGUUGUGUGCUCAGGUAGUGCCUCCCUGAGCUUGGUGAACGGCAGGAACCGGUGCGAGGGGCGCGUCGAGAUUUACCACAACGGGGGCCGGGGCACCGUCUGUGAUGACGACUGGGACCUGAACGAUGCCGAGGUCGUGUGCAGGCAGCUGGGAUGCGGCUUUGCUGUUUCUGCGCCAUCGAGUGCCUACUUUGGACAAGGCACUGGCAAUAUCUACCUGGACGACGUGCGCUGCACAGGGCGGGAGUCCUCCCUCUUCCAGUGCAGCCACCGUGGCUGGGGCGUCCACAACUGUGGCCACAGUGAAGAUGCCAGUGUUGUGUGCUCAGGUAGUGCCUCCCUGAGCUUGGUGAACGGCAGGAACCGGUGCGAGGGGCGCGUCGAGAUUUACCACAACGGGGGCCGGGGCACCGUCUGUGAUGACGACUGGGACCUGAACGAUGCCGAGGUCGUGUGCAGGCAGCUGGGAUGCGGCUUUGCUGUUUCUGCGCCAUCGAGUGCCUACUUUGGACAAGGCACUGGCAAUAUCUACCUGGACGACGUGCGCUGCACAGGGCGGGAGUCCUCCCUCUUCCAGUGCAGCCACCGUGGCUGGGGCGUCCACAACUGUGGCCACAGUGAAGAUGCCAGUGUUGUGUGCUCAGCAAGCCGAGGGUGGCGGUCCUGGUGGCCUGAAACUCAGGGUUUUCCCAUGUUUUCCCUGCCUCCUCCUUUCCAAGGUGCCUCCCUGAGCUUGGUGAACGGCAGGAACCGGUGCGAGGGGCGCGUCGAGAUUUACCACAACGGGGGCCGGGGCACCGUCUGUGAUGACGACUGGGACCUGAACGAUGCCGAGGUCGUGUGCAGGCAGCUGGGAUGCGGCUUUGCUGUUUCUGCGCCAUCGAGUGCCUACUUUGGACAAGGCACUGGCAAUAUCUACCUGGACGACGUGCGCUGCACAGGGCGGGAGUCCUCCCUCUUCCAGUGCAGCCACCGUGGCUGGGGCGUCCACAACUGUGGCCACAGUGAAGAUGCCAGUGUUGUGUGCUCAGGUAGCAUGGCUUUUCCUUCCUAAAUACCAGGACGCUUCCAAAAAGUGGCCCUUGUUGGCUGCAGUGCCUCCCUGAGCUUGGUGAACGGCAGGAACCGGUGCGAGGGGCGCGUCGAGAUUUACCACAACGGGGGCCGGGGCACCGUCUGUGAUGACGACUGGGACCUGAACGAUGCCGAGGUCGUGUGCAGGCAGCUGGGAUGCGGCUUUGCUGUUUCUGCGCCAUCGAGUGCCUACUUUGGACAAGGCACUGGCAAUAUCUACCUGGACGACGUGCGCUGCACAGGGCGGGAGUCCUCCCUCUUCCAGUGCAGCCACCGUGGCUGGGGCGUCCACAACUGUGGCCACAGUGAAGAUGCCGGUGUUGUGUGCUCAGGUAGCAUGGCUUUUCCUUCCUAAAUACCAGGACGCUUCCAAAAAGUGGCCCUUGUUGAGGGUUUUCCCAUGUUUUCCCUGCCUCCUCCUUUCCAAGGUGCCUCCCUGAGCUUGGUGAACGGCAGGAACCGGUGCGAGGGGCGCGUCGAGAUUUACCACAACGGGGGCCGGGGCACCGUCUGUGAUGACGACUGGGACCUGAACGAUGCCGAGGUCGUGUGCAGGCAGCUGGGAUGCGGCUUUGCUGUUUCUGCGCCAUCGAGUGCCUACUUUGGACAAGGCACUGGCAAUAUCUACCUGGACGACGUGCGCUGCACAGGGCGGGAGUCCUCCCUCUUCCAGUGCAGCCACCGUGGCUGGGGCGUCCACAACUGUGGCCACAGUGAAGAUGCCAGUGUUGUGUGCUCAGGUAGCAUGGCUUUUCCUUCCUAAAUACCAGGACGCUUCCAAAAAGUGGCCCUUGUUGGCUGCAGUGCCUCCCUGAGCUUGGUGAACGGCAGGAACCGGUGCGAGGGGCGCGUCGAGAUUUACCACAACGGGGGCCGGGGCACCGUCUGUGAUGACGACUGGGACCUGAACGAUGCCGAGGUCGUGUGCAGGCAGCUGGGAUGCGGCUUUGCUGUUUCUGCGCCAUCGAGUGCCUACUUUGGACAAGGCACUGGCAAUAUCUACCUGGACGACGUGCGCUGCACAGGGCGGGAGUCCUCCCUCUUCCAGUGCAGCCACCGUGGCUGGGGCGUCCACAACUGUGGCCACAGUGAAGAUGCCGGUGUUGUGUGCUCAGGUGCCUCCCUGAGCUUGGUGAACGGCAGGAACCGGUGCGAGGGGCGCGUCGAGAUUUACCACAACGGGGGCCGGGGCACCGUCUGUGAUGACGACUGGGACCUGAACGAUGCCGAGGUCGUGUGCAGGCAGCUGGGAUGCGGCUUUGCUGUUUCUGCGCCAUCGAGUGCCUACUUUGGACAAGGCACUGGCAAUAUCUACCUGGACGACGUGCGCUGCACAGGGCGGGAGUCCUCCCUCUUCCAGUGCAGCCACCGUGGCUGGGGCGUCCACAACUGUGGCCACAGUGAAGAUGCCGGUGUUGUGUGCUCAGGUGCCUCCCUGAGCUUGGUGAACGGCAGGAACCGGUGCGAGGGGCGCGUCGAGAUUUACCACAACGGGGGCCGGGGCACCGUCUGUGAUGACGACUGGGACCUGAACGAUGCCGAGGUCGUGUGCAGGCAGCUGGGAUGCGGCUUUGCUGUUUCUGCGCCAUCGAGUGCCUACUUUGGACAAGGCACUGGCAAUAUCUACCUGGACGACGUGCGCUGCACAGGGCGGGAGUCCUCCCUCUUCCAGUGCAGCCACCGUGGCUGGGGCGUCCACAACUGUGGCCACAGUGAAGAUGCCGGUGUUGUGUGCUCAGGUAGUGCCUCCCUGAGCUUGGUGAACGGCAGGAACCGGUGCGAGGGGCGCGUCGAGAUUUACCACAACGGGGGCCGGGGCACCGUCUGUGAUGACGACUGGGACCUGAACGAUGCCGAGGUCGUGUGCAGGCAGCUGGGAUGCGGCUUUGCUGUUUCUGCGCCAUCGAGUGCCUACUUUGGACAAGGCACUGGCAAUAUCUACCUGGACGACGUGCGCUGCACAGGGCGGGAGUCCUCCCUCUUCCAGUGCAGCCACCGUGGCUGGGGCGUCCACAACUGUGGCCACAGUGAAGAUGCCGGUGUUGUGUGCUCAGGUGCCUCCCUGAGCUUGGUGAACGGCAGGAACCGGUGCGAGGGGCGCGUCGAGAUUUACCACAACGGGGGCCGGGGCACCGUCUGUGAUGACGACUGGGACCUGAACGAUGCCGAGGUCGUGUGCAGGCAGCUGGGAUGCGGCUUUGCUGUUUCUGCGCCAUCGAGUGCCUACUUUGGACAAGGCACUGGCAAUAUCUACCUGGACGACGUGCGCUGCACAGGGCGGGAGUCCUCCCUCUUCCAGUGCAGCCACCGUGGCUGGGGCGUCCACAACUGUGGCCACAGUGAAGAUGCCAGUGUUGUGUGCUCAGAUAUUCCAAUAGAGGCCACCCAUCUCCACCUGGUGAAUGGAAGGCACAGAUGUGAAGGUCGCGUUGAGCUCUAUUACAAAGGACGGCCAGGGACAGUUUGUGAUGACUUCUGGGACAUUUCCGAUGCCCAGGUUGUGUGCAGGCAGCUGGGAUGUGGCCAGGCCAUUGCAGCUCCAGGAGGAGCUUACUUUGGGCAAGGCUCAGGCAACAUUCUGCUGGACAAUGUGAAGUGCAGAGGAAAUGAGGUCUCCUUGUCGCGUUGUAAGCACUCUGGAUGGAGGAUACACAACUGUGGCCACUAUGAAGAUGCUGGUGUUGUCUGUUCAGAAAAGGUAGUUCAUUUGAAAGACCGCUACAGCAACGACGACCUUCACAGUGCCAACAACCUCACCACCGGAGACAACCGCCAUAGCGGAGAUGAGCUCCAUAGAGGAGACAACCACCACAGAACCAAUGACCUCUCUAGCAGAGAUGACCAUCACAGCAUCAACAACCCUCAUAGCGGAGCCGACCUCCCCAGUGGAGAUGACCACAACAGCAGUAAUGACGCCCACAGCGGAAACGAUGUCGCUAGUGGAGACAACCACCUCAGCACUAAUGACCUCCCUAGCAGAGACAUCCUCCCCAGCACAGACAACUGCCGCAGUGCCUACAAGCCACAUAGCAGAGAUGACCAUGCUAGUGGAGACGACCACAACGGCUACCACAGCAGAGGGAAGCACACCAGAGCCUUUCUCAUUGACACCAAAUUCUUACUUGCAUCUGUAGCUCGAGUGCCCACCACACACUGGCCAUAUUCAGCAGGCGCCCGCCUGCGGCUCGCCGGCGGGAGGAACGGCUGCGAGGGCCGCGUGGAGGUGUACAACGGCGGCAGCUGGGGGACGGUGUGCGACGACAUGUGGGACCUGAGUGAUGCCCAGGUGGUGUGCCGGCAACUCGGCUGCGGCCAGCCCACGGCCGCCCCGGGCAACGCACUCUUCGGCCUCGGCUCUGGGCGCAUCUUCCUGGAUGACGUGCAGUGCCGUGGGGACGAGCCCUCCCUCCAGAUGUGCAGGCACAACGGCUGGGGCGUGCACAACUGCAGGCACGUGGAGGAUGCCAGCGUCAUCUGUGCAGGCCCAGGCGCCCGCCUGCGGCUCGCCGGCGGGAGGAACGGCUGCGAGGGCCGCGUGGAGGUGUACAACGGCGGCAGCUGGGGGACGGUGUGCGACGACAUGUGGGACCUGAGUGAUGCCCAGGUGGUGUGCCGGCAACUCGGCUGCGGCCAGCCCACGGCCGCCCCGGGCAACGCUCGCUUCGGCCUCGGCUCUGGGCGCAUCUUCCUGGAUAACGUGCACUGCCGUGGGGACGAGCCCUCCCUCCAGAUGUGCAGGCACAACGGCUGGGGCGUGCACAACUGCAGGCACGUGGAGGAUGCCAGCGUCAUCUGUGAAGGCGCCCGCCUGCGGCUCGCCGGCGGGAGGAACGGCUGCGAGGGCCGCGUGGAGGUGUACAACGGCGGCAGCUGGGGGACGGUGUGCGACGACAUGUGGGACCUGAGUGAUGCCCAGGUGGUGUGCCGGCAACUCGGCUGCGGCCAGCCCACGGCCGCCCCGGGCAACGCACUCUUCGGCCUCGGCUCUGGGCGCAUCUUCCUGGAUGACGUGCAGUGCCGUGGGGACGAGCCCUCCCUCCAGAUGUGCAGGCACAACGGCUGGGGCGUGCACAACUGCGGGCACAUGGAGGAUGCCAGCGUCAUCUGUGCAGGCCCAGGCGCCCGCCUGCGGCUCGCCGGCGGGAGGAACGGCUGCGAGGGCCGCGUGGAGGUGUACAACGGCGGCAGCUGGGGGACGGUGUGCGACGACAUGUGGGACCUGAGUGAUGCCCAGGUGGUGUGCCGGCAGAUCGGCUGCGGCCAGCCCACGGCCGCCCCGGGCAACGCUCGCUUCGGCCUCGGCUCUGGGCGCAUCUUCCUGGAUAACGUGCAGUGCCGUGGGGACGAGCCCUCCCUCCAGAUGUGCAGGCACAACGGCUGGGGCGUGCACAACUGCAGGCACGUGGAGGAUGCCAGCGUCAUCUGUGAAGGCGCCCGCCUGCGGCUCGCCGGCGGGAGGAACGGCUGCGAGGGCCGCGUGGAGGUGUACAACGGCGGCAGCUGGGGGACGGUGUGCGACGACAUGUGGGACCUGAGUGAUGCCCAGGUGGUGUGCCGGCAGAUCGGCUGCGGCCAGCCCACGGCCGCCCCGGGCAACGCACGCUUCGGCCUCGGCUCUGGGCGCAUCUUCCUGGAUAACGUGCAGUGCCGUGGGGACGAGCCCUCCCUCCAGAUGUGCAGGCACAACGGCUGGGGCGUGCACAACUGCAGGCACGUGGAGGAUGCCAGCGUCAUCUGUGAAGGUGCGUGGACGACCACAACGGCUACCACAGCAGAGGGAAGCACACCAGCACCUCAUUUUUGUGGUGGCUCAAUCUCAGAUUCCUCUGGGAUGCUGCAGAGUCCCUUCUACCCUGGAAAUUAUCCAAACAAUGUUGACUGCGUGUGGGAAAUACAAGUAGAGAACAAUUUCCGUGUUAUGCUCACAUUUAGAGAUAUUGCGAUGCAAAGCGGCAGAUGCCAGUAUGACUACGUUGAAGUCUAUGAUGGGCCUCCACACUCUUCCCCGCUUCUUGGGAGACUUUGUUCUGGUUCCUUUCCCACGUACAUGUCCUCUUCAAACAUGAUGACCGUUCGCUUUCACAGCGAUUCUAGAACCACCUUCAGAGGGUUUCAGGCUCACUACUCCUCCAUUCCAGCAGAUCACAACACUACCCUUCUGUGCUUGCCAGACUACAUGCAUGCAGUGGUUAGCAGAGACUAUCUCCAGUCUCAAGGCUACUCGGCGCAGAUGGUCACCCUGAACGACGAUCACUGUAAACCAACAGUCACGUCACAUGAGGUUAUAUUCAACAUUCCCUACAACAGCUGUGGGACGAUACGAGAGGAGAACAAUGAUACUAUCAACUAUUCCAACAUGAUCAAAGUUACAUCUUCUGGGUCCAUAAUCAAGAGGAAAAAGAAUAUUCACUUACAUAUCAGUUGCAAAAUGCUACAGAACACAUGGAUACAAAUAAUGUAUGCUGCUGAGGAUACUGUAGACAUGAAUGAAAAUCAGUUUGGAAGAUAUGACAUGAACAUCACUUUUUAUGAUUCCUCAUCAUUCUUGCGGCAAGUGCACGACUCUCCAUACUACAUUGACUUGAACCAAAAUUUGUACCUUCAAGCUUAUCUUCACAGCUCUGACCCAAAUCUGAUGGUGUUUGUGGACACAUGUGUGGCAUCACCUGAUCCUCACGAUUUUGACACUCUAGCCUAUGAUAUAAUCAAGAAUGGAUGCAUCAGAGAUUCUUCCUAUGCCACAUACUACUCCCCCUACAGCCACUUUGCUCGGUUCACAUUUAAUGCCUUUGAGUUCAUCAGCCGCCAUACGUUAGUCUACCUGCGGUGUGAGCUGGUGGUGUGCAGGCUCGGUGACUAUUCCUCCCGCUGCUACCAGGGCUGUAGUAGCAGGUUCAAGAGAGAUACAGGUUCCGCCGAGGAAAAAGUGAAUGUGGUUGUCGGACCACUUCAGCUUCGAGAAGGGGGUGCUCAGAGUAGGAAUACUGGUAAAAUCAAAUAA